Messenger RNA from Mesorhabditis spiculigera, 324 nucleotides. The record is from the annotation of a GenBank genome assembly. NCBI's taxonomy places the organism in Eukaryota, Metazoa, Nematoda, Chromadorea, Rhabditida, Rhabditidae.
AUGAUGCCAUCGACGUCGAUCCGGGAUACCCUGACCCCGUUUAGCCGACAGUCGGAAACCCUCAGCUCCCCGGACUCGAAGGGCAACAAUGGCGAGGCGAUGCGGUGCUCGAUAUGCUCGCGCGAAACCGACUACUGCAUCGUGGCGUCCUCCUUCGAGCACCCCCGUUGUCAGCAGUGCUUCGAUCAGAUGACCUCAGUCCCGAAUCAGGUCCUCAUCCCGGCUACGCUCGCCGGCAGCCCGAUCGACAUGCGGCUGAACGCCUCGGAGUCGACGAUCUCGGCCGAGAUGAGCCCCCCGGAGAAGCGCAUCAAGAUGGAGGAA